ACGUACUUUGCAAUUGACAAUUACGACGAGCAACUUGGCGUGCAGGAACCGGAGUCGUGAACUCGUUCUGCGAUCGUCAUCACCGACCAUCAUCGCUUUUUCUUCUUUACUUUCUCAUCAGAGUCUCUCACUGUGCCAAAACACGAUUUUUGUAUUGUACCUUUCUUUUGAGUUCUGCGCUUUUCGAUCUUAAGAAGACGUAAAAAGGAGCAACAACAUGUUGGAGAAGAUCGGGUUGCCGUCAAAGCCUUCGCUGCGAGGGAACAAUUGGGUGGUCGACGCCUCACACUGCCAGGGAUGUUCCUCUCAGUUCACCUUCAUCAAUCGCAAGCAUCACUGUAGGAGGUGUGGGGGAAUCUUUUGCGGCAGUUGUACUCGACAAAGAAUGGUUUUACGCGGACAAGGUGAUUCACCUGUGCGUAUUUGUGAACCUUGUAAGAAGCUAGAAGAGGCAGCACGGUUUGAAUUGCGACAUGGACGCAGACCUGGGAGAGGAAGCUUGAAAUCAGCACCUAGAGAUGAAGAUGAAGUUUUGAACCAGAUUCUUGGUCAAACCAGUGACAAAGUUCCUAGUGGACAGAGAUCUGUUGGCGUUGCAUCUUCUUCGAGUAAUUCCAAUUUUGAUGAAGACAUACAAAAAAUUGUCUCAAAUGACAAGCCUAAUGUUUUGGGAAUUGAUUUGGAAUCCACCACUCCUGAUGAGUUACGUAAGCAAGCUUUGGAGGAGAAAAAGAAGCAUAAAAUUCUGAAAGGAGAGGGGAAAUCUGACGAGGCAUUGAGAGCUUUUAAGAGAGGGAAGGAGCUUGAGAGACAGGCUGAUGCUUUGGAAAUUCAGUUAAGAAAGUCUCAUAAGAAGAGUUUGCCUUCUGGAAACUUGUCUGACGUGCUUAACAAAGGCAUUUCUGCAGAGUCUGACAGAAAAACAAAGUCACUUUCUCAUGUUGGUAGAGAAAAGAAUGAUCUUACUUCCGAACUUAGAGAUCUGGGAUGGUCUGAUAUGGAUCUACAUAAGGAAGACAAAAAGUCAUCAAACUUGAGUUUGGAGGGUGAACUCUCAUCAAUAAUUGGAGAAGUCUUUACAAAAUCUGGUGAACAAAAGGGCAGCAAGAUUGAUAAGUCCCAAGUUGUUGCUCUGAAAAAAAAUGCUCUAAUGCUGAAGCGUGAGGGUAAGCUUGCAGAAGCCAAAGAGGAAUUAAAAAGAGCUAAAAUUUUAGAAAAGCAACUGGAAGAACAGGAACUCCUUGCUGAAGCUGAAGAUUCUGAGGAUGAGCUAUCAGCAUUAAUUCGUGGCAUGGAUGAUGGUAAAGAAUUACCAAAUCUGCAUGAUCGUGGGCAUGAUUUUGAUUUUGAAUGCCUUUUGGCCAUUUCCGAUGACCUUGAUGGUAAUUUUGAAGUGACCGAAGAGGAUAUGAUGGAUCCUGAAAUAGCUGGUGCUUUGGAAUCAUUAGGUUGGACUGAACCUGAAAAUACAUCUUCCAAGUCUCAAACAUUUGACAAAGAACAUUUGCUUAGUGAAAUUCGAUUUCUUAAAAGAGAUGCUCUUAAUCAAAAGCGAGCAGGUAAUACUGAAGAAGCAAUGGCAUUCCUGAAAAAGGCAAAGUUAUUAGAAAGGAGUCUUAACAGCUCUGAACCUGAAGACUAUAAUUCCGUGUCACAAAAAUCCACUGCUAUAAGGAAAAGUGUGAGUUCUGAAGUUGCUGGUAAGGGAUCAGAUUCCAUUCAUGAGAGAAAUACUAGUGCCACUAAUAAUGUUUCUUCCACAGUGGCACCAAAAAGCAGAUUGAUGAUUCAAAGAGAACUUUUGAGUUUGAAAAAGAAGGCUCUCACAUUGAGAAGGGAAGGGAAAAUGAAUGAAGCAGAAGAAGAAACACAGAAGGGUGCAGCUCUUGAACAACAGCUGAUGGAGAUGGAUAAGGCUUCAAAUCUUAAAACAUCACGAACGAAUACCACUGAUAAUGUCCCUCAUCAUAACCAAGCUGAUUUCCAUAGAAAUCUGCCACUUGAGGAAGGAAGUGAAGAUGACGUAACAGAUCGAGAUAUGUCUGAUCCAACAUAUCUUUCGCUCCUUAGGGAGUUGGGUUGGAAUGAUGACAAUAAUGAUAAUUCUCCAAGCAAGUCUUUGAAGAAAGAUGAUAAUCAUUUUGCUCCAGUCAAUGACGCUUCUCUAAGUAAGCAUUCCACUAAUAUCCGGGUUCAAGCUCCAAGAAGUAAAACUGAAAUUCAGAGGGAACUUUUGGGUUUAAAGAGAAAGGCCCUUGCUUUCAGGCGAGAAGGGAAAGCUGAGGAUGCAGAGGAAGUUCUUAAAAUGGCAAAAGCAUUAGAAGCCCAGAUGGAAGAGAUGGAAGCUGCAAAGAAUAAACCUCAGGUUGAGGCUACUGUGACAAAAGAUGGACUUUUCAAUCCUCCAGUUGAUGAAGAAAGGUACAUGGUUGUUUCAGAAGAGGAUUUGCAUGACCCUACAUUGAAUUCAAUGCUUACUAAUUUAGGGUGGAAGGAUGAUGAAUUUGAAUCUGUGGCCAUAAAAGAAGAUCCAGUUAAGGAAGCUACUGCUACACACACUGUGGAUCUAUCUGCACAUGAUUCUUCUUCAGGCAUUCCUGCUACAGCUUCAAGAAGUGAGGGAGAGAUUCAAAGAGAACUUUUAACAUUGAAAAGGAAGGCACUUGCUUUUAGGCGCAAGGGAGAGAUAGAAGAGGCUGAGCAAAUUUUAAGGCAAGCCAAAACUUUGGAAGACCAAAUGGAAGCUUUUGGGAACCGGAACAAGGACUUGUCACUUAAUGUUUCUAAGGAUCAACAAUCUGUUCUGUCUGAAUCAUCUGACUACCAGGAAAGACAUGGAAGUUUGGGGGUUGCUACUGAAGUUGAUAAUGCUUCAGCCUCAUCUGUGAUUUGGUCAAGUAAGAAUAGUUCUGAAUCAACAUUUGGUUUAGAAAGAAUCAACAAUGAGACAAAUAUUCCCAUCUUAAGGAUGUCUGAUAAUUUAAUUCAUGCAACCUCUCACUUUGCAGAUGGUAAGCAUUCAUUAUCUGCUGAAGGGAGUACUUCAAGUGAAAAUCUUUCAAAGAAGAUGAAAGCAGAAAAAAACAUUGGUCAUAGCUCCUCAGCUGGCCACUCAACGGAUAUGGUAGAUUUACUUACUGGUGAUGGUAGUAACAUGUCUGAAAUAUUGACUAAAAAACAUACAGAAUAUAAACUUGGUUCAGCCAAUUCAUCUCAAGCUGAUCCUGCUAUUCAUUUGAACUCUUCAGUGAAUUUUAACCAAGAUCGGGGAUUCAAAAACAGUGAUACAACUGAAAAAAGAGAAGUGACUGAUGCAAUUGAAAAGCCAAACAUAAACGAGUCAAAUGCUGUUCAGGAUAAUGCUUUUCAGCAUCACCUUCCCUUGCGUCAGGAAAUUUUGGCUCAUAAAAGGAAGGCAGUUACUUUGAAAAGAGAAGGGAAACUAACAGAAGCUAAGGAGGAACUUCGGCAGGCCAAGCUGUUGGAGAAGGGCUUGGAGGAUGGAAAUUUGCUGCCAGACACUGCCUCUUCCUCUGCCUCUGCCACUGUGAACAAUGUUUCCCAUGCAUCAAAUGUUGUACAAAAGAAACAAGAAUCAUCAAAUUUUAGUGCAAAACCAUUGAGUAGUCGUGAUCGAUUUAAAUUGCAACAGGAGUCUCUAGGGCACAAACGUCAAGCCCUAAAGCUACGGAGGGAAGGCCAAAUAGAGGAAGCUGAAGCUUUGUUUGAACGGGCAAAGGCAAUUGAAACCCAGCUGGAGGAGUUGACAGCUCAAGAUUCCAAUAAGUCAGAGGGUGUAGAUGAUGUGGCUGUUGAGGAUUUUCUUGAUCCUCAACUCUUGUCUGCUCUGAAAGCUGUUGGACUUGAUGAUGUAAGUGUUGUGUCAAAACCCCACCCAGAAAGACAAGAGACUGUGAAAUCCAAUGCUAAAGUUGAGAACUCUAACCAAGAGAGAAUUCAGCUAGAAGAAAGAAUCAAAGAAGAAAAAGUCAAGGCACUUAAUUUGAAACGUUCUGGGAAACAAGCCGAAGCCUUAGAUGCUCUUCGACGUGCCAAAUUGUAUGAAAAGAAGCUAAAUUCAUUAACAUCUGGUUGAUGAUGAAGUAAACACUGCAACUUCAAGGUGGGCAAAAAGUCCUCCCGUGUUCAAAUUGUUAGUUACUUUUAGGAUAGUUUAGUUUGUGAGUUUUCAUUGAAGGAGGACCAGAAGGUGCCCAGGAGGUUGCUCCUUCCAUUUCAUGCAUGUUUGCUUUAUUUUGUUCAUAAAUAUUGGAGAAUUUAUACGUGAUAAUUCUCAAGUUACAAUUUUCAAAUGUGGUUCUAAACAUGAAUCAAUGUUGUAUAAUGUGUUUACAUAAAGUGUUAAACAUGGCCAUUCCCAUGAGAUAUUGCCAGAACACUACCUUUUUUCCCCAAA
Glycine soja is the source of this 4417-nucleotide messenger RNA. RefSeq lists its product as uncharacterized. The record is from RefSeq and is a predicted model, not a curated record. Bases 218 to 4096 code for a protein of 1292 amino acids. NCBI's taxonomy places the organism in Eukaryota, Viridiplantae, Streptophyta, Magnoliopsida, Fabales, Fabaceae. The transcript has 3 exons. Gene Ontology annotation, molecular function: protein binding; metal ion binding.